AUGCUGCGUCGCCGGAUAAUGAUUCCCGCGAUGGCAUAUGCCGUGCCAUCCAUGCGAACACCGCAACGCCGCUUUACCGACAAAGUUGUUCUGGGCACAUGCUCUGCACUCUCUACAAGCACAACCAUAUUGGCCAUCUUCCACCUGCUUGUAACGCCUGUCAGUGGAACCAUUGCGGCAGCGACUCUGUCAGCCUCAGCAGUGAGUGGUGCCCUCGUCAUUCUGGAGGGCGACAGCAGCACAAGUGGCACAGCCUUCGGUGCUGUCCUCGGUGUCGUCUUCGGUGGUAUUGGCGGGUAUUAUGCGAAGUCGUCUAAGGAACCUUGGCGCAAAUGA
Messenger RNA from Trypanosoma brucei brucei TREU927, 336 nucleotides. RefSeq lists its product as hypothetical. The transcript has a single exon. The record is from RefSeq and is a predicted model, not a curated record. Bases 1 to 336 code for a protein of 111 amino acids. NCBI's taxonomy places the organism in Eukaryota, Euglenozoa, Kinetoplastea, Trypanosomatida, Trypanosomatidae.